Messenger RNA from Verruconis gallopava, 1076 nucleotides. RefSeq lists its product as uncharacterized. Bases 188 to 976 code for a protein of 262 amino acids. The transcript has a single exon. NCBI's taxonomy places the organism in Eukaryota, Fungi, Ascomycota, Dothideomycetes, Venturiales, Sympoventuriaceae. The record is from RefSeq and is a predicted model, not a curated record.
AGCAGUUAGGAUCAACCCCAGCGGCGCCAAUUGCUGACCGCUGAGACAACGCCAUGGAAAGGCUCCUGAACAAUCGUACCCCACGCGGUUUGAGGGGCGACUCGACUUCCUCGAACUUUCAACCGUCCUAGACCGUUCCCAAAGUUUUCCACAGAGUGCGACUCCUGGUGUGAAAAGGUCGCACAGAAUGGCGAGGAUGACCACCCCGGAAGACGGGUCGUUGCCGGCAUUCCAGAAAACGAUCCCGACGGUCCACAGACUGGACCACUCGCAAGCCCAGCGCGUCCUCUGGGCGCUAGAGGAGCUGCACGCCUCCAACGGCCUCAAGUACCAUUACAAGAACUACCCUCGCGUGCAGCCCAAGAACCCGGACCUUCUCGAGGUCUCUCCUCUGGGCAAGAGCCCCAUCCUGACGGUCGAGGACCUGAAGGGCAGGCCGGUGCCGAACAUCCAGGUCGUGGACGGCGUCGUGAUGGAGACGCAGCUCAUCUUGGAGUUCCUCGGCGAAAGCUACGGAGGGAAGGACCUCUGGGAGCCGGAGACGGCAGAGGAGAGACUGCGCGACCGCUAUUUUCGCUCGUUCGCGACCGGGACGAUGGUCGAGCGGGUCGACCAGGCAAUGCUCUUCACGGCGCUGCCCAAGCUGAUGCCGUUCCCGCUCAAACAGAUCUUCGGCCUUCUAUUCAUCCCUUUGGAGAAGGCUUUCAGGGCAUAUCUCGUCGAUUUUUUUGACUUCAUGGAGUCUCAGUUGUCUGUCGAGCUUCCUUACUUUGCUGGAAAGAAGCUAGGAAUUGCGGACUUCUGUCUCGAAUUUCCGAUGAGCAUGGCUGUGUGCCAGGGCUUUCUGGAUGGGAAGAAGUAUCCCAAAAUUCGGGCAUGGCAUGACACAAUUACAUCACGAGAAGCAUACAAGAAAGCAAUUGAGAAGGGUGGUGGGAAGGAAAAGUACGAUCUAGUGUCCUUUGGGGCGAAAUGAGCUCAGAAUAGGGCUGCAUAAUCUUCAAUUCGAGCUUUCCUGACCGUGGAAGAACAUACGAUUUGAAAAGAGCCGAUUGCCAACAUUUGCAUACUCUCGC